This is a messenger RNA of Dictyostelium purpureum, 627 nucleotides long. RefSeq lists its product as uncharacterized. Bases 1 to 627 code for a protein of 208 amino acids. The transcript has 3 exons. Lineage: Eukaryota; Evosea; Eumycetozoa; Dictyosteliales; Dictyosteliaceae. The record is from RefSeq and is a predicted model, not a curated record.
AUGAAAUUUGGAAAAUAUUUAAGAAAUAAUAUGAAUCCAAAUUAUGAAAAUCAUUAUAUAAAUUAUAAAGAUUUAAAGAAACUUUUAUUAGAUUUAGCAUCUGUAGAAGAAGAAAAGAAAAGAUUAUCCGGUAAUAAUGGUAGACAACAACAACAAAAUAACAAAAACUACAUUCUUCAAUAUCAAGCUUCCCAACAAGCCUCUGAUAGAAAUUCAAAAUUUUUAUUAACCGUUUGGAAACAAUUUGAAAAGGUUGAUAUUUUCAUAACAACAAACGAAAAGGAAUUAUCAAUGAAAUCCAACUAUAUGGAGAAUUCUAAAGAUGCUAGAUUGAUCAUCUCUUGUAUUAAAGAAGUCGAAGAACUACUAAACUUUGUUCAUUUAAAUUUAGAGGGUUUUAGAAAGAUCUUAAAAAAAUUUGAUAAAAAGUUCACAAUUACAAUUGGCCAUGAAUACUUUAAAAACAUGAUUUAUUCACAUUUUCAAGCUAAAGUUUCAGUUUUAAAUUACUACAACAACAAACUUUCUAAUAUUUAUUCACAACAGUUUGGCGAUAUAGAAGAAUUAAAACAUUCUGAAAAAACAGAAAGUGUAUUUAGCUUUUGUAUGGAUGAACAAAUGGAAUAA